Clupea harengus (Atlantic herring) is the source of this 987-nucleotide messenger RNA. RefSeq names its product voltage-dependent calcium channel gamma-2 subunit (gene cacng3a). Gene Ontology annotation, biological process: calcium ion transport; regulation of AMPA receptor activity; neurotransmitter receptor internalization. The transcript is spliced from 6 exons. The record is from RefSeq and is a predicted model, not a curated record. Gene Ontology annotation, molecular function: channel regulator activity; voltage-gated calcium channel activity. Bases 52 to 987 code for a protein of 311 amino acids. Lineage: Eukaryota; Metazoa; Chordata; Actinopteri; Clupeiformes; Clupeidae. Gene Ontology annotation, cellular component: postsynaptic density membrane; AMPA glutamate receptor complex.
UCAGUGUCAGUGCCAGUGAGCGUGAGUGUGAGUGUGUGUGUGUGAGGCAACAUGCGGGCGUCUAACCGGGGCGGGCGGAUGCUGGUCGCCACGGCAGCGGCGUUCGCCGCCUUCAGCCUCAUGACCGUCGCCGUGGGAACCGACUACUGGCUGUACUCGCGCGGUGUGUGUCAGACGAGGAGUGCGGGAGAGAACGACACGGGCCACCACAACGAGGAGGUGCUCACACACUCCGGUCUCUGGAGAAUGUGCUGCAUGGAAGGUACCUUCACGGGUGUGUGUAAGGAAAUUGAUCAUUUCCCUGAAGAGUCUGAAUAUGAGCAGGAUGCUGGAGAAUACCUACUGAGAGCAGUGCGGGCCUCAAGUGUGUUUCCAAUCCUCAGUGUGGGUCUGCUGUUUGCGGGGGGCGUGUGUGUGGCAGCCAGCGAAUUCUACAAGACACACUACAAUGUGAUCCUCAGCGCUGGUCUCCUGUUCGUCUCCGCUGGUCUCAGUAACAUCAUCGGUAUCAUCGUGUACAUCAGCGCGGCGACUGGUCUCAGUAACAUCAUCGGUAUCAUCGUGUACAUCAGCGCGGCGGCGGGCGACCCAUCACAGAGCGAGUCCAAGCGGAGCCACUGGUACGGAUGGAGCUUCUACUGCGGCGCCUCGUCCUUCAUCGCCACGGAGACGGUGGGCGUGCUGGCCGUGCACCUCUUCAUCGACGCCCACCGCCGCCUCCGAGCGGCCAACCCGUCGCGGCGCACACAUACACACACGCGCACGCGCUCACACUCGCUCACGCGCUCGCGACGCUCUUCCAGCUACCGCUCCCGUUACCGACGGCGACCCAGCCGCAUGUCCGAAACGCGCCUCACCCCACCGUCGCUAUGGAGACCGGCCCUGGCCGCGGACCUGUUGCCGCUCACCCUGAUAAACAUGGCGGGCUCCGUGGAAGAGGACCCGCUUCCAAUGUACUGUAGAUACGAAGAGCUUGUUACAGUGUAG